AGUGCCUACUGUCCUGAUCAACAGGAGGCUAAAAACUUCAGAAAGCGCAUAUUGGAAAAGCUGAAGUCGCGGUGGUAAUGGCGGCAAAUCAAUCAGGAGUUGAUUCGUUCCAACUAUUUCCUUCCGCAAAUGAUAACAAGGCACAAUUAGGGUUUUCGUUUCUUGAUGAUUCGCCGGAAAAGCCUCCUAUUCCACUUCCACCUCCUUGCCUCGAAGUUCUUCUUUCUCAGGUUUCAUCUUCUGUAAAACCGACUUUGGAGCCUGUUAAUUUGGAUGGACUUACUCUGCUAAAGGGGCGAGUGAGUACUCACGAAGUUUUUGCAUUGUCGAAUUCGGAUUUAGUACCAGGAAAAUAUGAAGGGGGACUAAAGCUAUGGGAAGGUUCGUUAGAUUUGGUUAAGUCUCUUCAGUCAGAGGUGGAAUCUGGAAAUUUAUCAUUGAUUGGAAAGAAAGUAUUAGAGAUUGGUUGUGGACACGGGCUUCCCGGAAUAUUUUCUUGCCUGCAGGGUGCAUCUGCAGUACAUUUCCAAGAUUUCAAUUCUGAGGUCCUGCAAUGUCUCACGAUUCCCAAUGUUGUUGCUAAUAUUCCUGUAAAGUCUCAGUCCUUAGCUGCAGACGCUAAAUCAUGGGAUACCGAUGCAGAAGUCCGUUUCUUUGCUGGUGAUUGGAGUGAAGUACAUCAAAUCUUACCCAACCUACAAACAGAUGAUCUAGACUCAAACUGUAGCCCAGGAUCGACUGUAUCUGUUGGUUAUGAUAUCAUUCUCAUGGCUGAGACAGUUUACUCAAUUUCUGCUCUUCCUGCUCUUUAUGAACUUAUAAAGAAGUGUAUGAGUCAUCCUCAUGGAGUUGUUUACAUGGCAGCAAAAAAGUACUAUUUUGGUGUUGGAGGGGGAUCACGACGAUUCGUAUCAUUGGUUGAGAAAGACGGUGUUAUGGUGGCUAGCCUAAUUGCUGAGGUUGGUGGUGGAUCCUCUAACGUUCGUGAGGUAUGGAAGCUCCAAUUCAAGUAAUACUAAUAAUAUCUCUGUGUUAGAAUAUGGUCAUUUUAUCUCCAGAUGUAUGAAGUUGAGCGAGUGUUCACUGUAUUUUCUCCCUGACUGCUUUUCUUACUAAAUAGAUGAAUUAAUUUUGGUUUGUUUCAACUC
This is a messenger RNA of Cynara cardunculus var. scolymus (artichoke), 1148 nucleotides long. Its product is annotated as histidine protein methyltransferase 1 homolog. The transcript has 8 exons. Lineage: Eukaryota; Viridiplantae; Streptophyta; Magnoliopsida; Asterales; Asteraceae. The record is from RefSeq and is a predicted model, not a curated record. The coding region runs from base 78 to 1013 and encodes 311 amino acids.